AUGCCACCCAAAUCCGCGCGGAGAGGGUCAGUAGCACACGCGCUAGUGCCACCGGCGUUGACGAUGGAAGCCGCGCCAUCCCCACCGCCGGCAGAGCCGCAGUUGCACAGCCGCCGCACGCGGCAGGAAUCAGCGCUGCUGUUCUGGUUAGAAGCCGCGUGCGCUGCACCGGUGUCACGCAGCUCAACGAAUGCCGACCGCGCCUCCGCAUCCUCCAGCUCGACGACCGCCGCUGCGGCAACCCCCGUAGCCGAAACCAAAAGAGAACCUUCGGUGGACCUCGUCUCACGGCCACCUCCGGAGGAGCAGCUGAAGCAGCAGCCGCGGCACGGAGGCGCAUCAACACAGGAAACAGCUACUCCGGAAGUGUCGGCCGCCGCUGGCGCAUCCGUGGAAGAGGCCCCCUCAACUUUUCUUGUGCAGACCGUGACAACGAAACCACUACCGCCGCCAGGCGAGAUACGAGGGGGUGGUGAUGCGAGCGGAUCUAGAAAGACAGCGGAUGCGCCUCCUACACCUGCCACCGAGCAUCCAGUACCGCUUCCUCACCUUUCCUGGGGCACGGGUCCGCGUCGUCUCGUGGUUGCCGACGCAGUGCCCCUCUUCGACUCCCUUCUCGCCGGCCGCCUCGGCCCGGUUGCGGUGGAUGUGCAGCUGCAGGGGCACACGCGCCUUUCGCGGCAGCCACAGCAGUUCGAGGCAGUGCUGCAGGCGUACGAGCGGCAAACUAUCAGUGAGUUGCGGGAAGCUCUGAGUAACGUGCAACCGUUCUUUCUUCUCUGCAACGCCGGAGGCGGGGCAGAUAUGCGCGUGAAUCACUCGGAAGCGUCGGGAGGUGGCAUGGAUGACGAAGACCACCCGCAAACUGCACUUGGUGCCGCGGUGCUGUCGACCUCCCCAGUGCUGUAUACGAUGCACCCCGCUAACAACUACCCUGUUUUGCCCCUCCUCGCCCAGCUGCUGCGUGCGCCGCAGGUGACGAAGCUCCUCCUUCACAGUCGCCUGCUCUACCGCCUUCUUUUUCUGUUUCUGGGGACGGACCGAGUGGAGCUGAGCAGUGUCGUCGACCUGCCGACAUGGGCGGCGCUGGGGCAGCAGUCGCGGCCCUCCCUCGCGCUGCUCUUUCAUGUGCCAAUAGAGGGUGUCGGAUCCUUCCCCGACAUCGCGGCGGCGCUUCCCUCCGAAGCGCGGCAGCUGCUCGACGAGGAGACACAGUCGAUGGCGCAGCAGCAGCCACUUCAUGCGACCCGGCCUGUGGGGAGCGAAAGUGACUCCGAGCUCGACAGUGUGCAGGAGGCGAGCACGGACGGCAGCGACGGCGCCGGCGACACGGAGGAUGACGGGGAUGAUGACGGGCGUCACGAAGGCGGCGACGCGCAAGCAGUGGCAGCAGACGGGGCGGCGGAGGAUGCACCGGCAGAUGCGGUGCAGCUUCUUCAGCGCAUUCGACCUUUGGCCGAGCAGCCCCUCGGCGGCAACAAACGCAAUGCGAGCGGCGCCGACUUUGGCUCAGCUGUCCGAGCAGUCGGUGUGAAACGCCGUCUCUUGCGUUCUCGCCAGCGGCAUCGUCGCCGCCCAUACGACAGCGGCCCCUCUCUCUCCUCGUCCUCUUGCGCGGACGCACCUGCCCUCGCCGACGUCUAUCACGGGCUGAAGACGAUAACACUGUUCUACGCCCAUGUGUUGUCGAGGCUGCUUGACGUAGUCGAUCCGGGCGCAACCGGCGUGGCUGCACCCAGUGCUGGAAUAGCCGCUCUGCCGCUGGCAACCCCGCGCUGCGGUGGCGACGCUAUGACGUCGCCCGUCUCGGCAGCAUGGUACCGCUUCUCCCCGUCGGAGUUGUGCGCGCUGCGCACCUACGCGGAUUUCCUCUGCGAGCUCAUGGCGUACCACGGCCUCUUUGUGAACGACACAGUGGCGCACGGGAUGCUGACCGCCUUGGACGUGCAAAUGGCCGCCAUCGACGAUGUGGGGAUGCGCGUCGCGGCAGCCAUUAUGGCGACCACGGAGCCCGCUGCGCCGUCCGCCACCGCAGAGAAGGCCGAAGGUUGUCAGUGGAGUAUUGUGAUUGUCCAUCAGUGCUUGGCUCGACUUAAUGCCGCUGCAACGACGCCCGAGAUACCGCGAGCGGUGAACGUCCAAUAUCUACGUGUCCUGGCCGCGCAGGCGAAGCAGAGCAGCGGCGCGCGGGCUGAACAGCUUCGACUGGGAUGCCAGCUUGUGUGCGUGUGGAUGGCGUAUCUAGAUCGGGCUACGACUAGAAACCGUCUGCAUGAUAUGUUCCGAAAGGUCGCAGAUAAACUGCACGUGUGCGUGCUGGAGAAGCCGCGCGACGCAGCCGCAGAGGACGGCACUGCAGUGCCGGAUGCGUGGACGGCACAGGCGUCUCAGGUGUGCUACUCGAUGCAUCCAGACUGGGUGCUGCACAACACGUCGACUGGCCGCAUCUUUUCAGCGCUGCCAAACGUGCAGAACUUGCCGAAGCAACCGCCUCGCACGAUGUUCCCGAUCCACGCGCUUUCCGCCACGCCAAGCCGCAACAGCGGCGGCGAUGAGUCCCUGCGCCCCUACAGCCACAUCGACCCGCCCACGGAGGAAGAUGUUGAGCGGUGGUUGUCGCUCGCGGAGGCCGCCGCGGUUGAUCAGGCGUCGCCGGCACAGUUUCCUCUCUUUCCCGAGAACCCGCAAUGGACGCUGCGGCACCUCUACUGCGCCCCUCCUGGUUGUUUGCUCGCCUCGUUCGACUUCAACCAGCUGGAGCUGCGCCUGCUCGCCCAUCUCAGCGGCGACGCUGCUCUGCAGGAGCACCUGUCUGCCAACGUAGAUGUCUUGGCGCUCGUGACAGCCAGUGUUCUGCGCCUGCCAUCUAUCGACCGCGUGCGCCCACAGCAGCGGCAAGCCGUGAAGGUAGUUGUGUAUGGCCUCCUGUACGGCAUGGGGCUGGAGUCGAUGGAUGUGCGCAUCAAGAAGAUCAACGAGGAGUUUGCAGCAUCAGAACAGCAGCAGCACCGCGGAGAAGCCUCCUCGUCCGCGCCGGCGCCGAUGCCUGCACGUGAUCUUCUCAGGCGCUUCCACCGCGUCUACCCGCGCAUCGAGAGUUAUCUUCGUGAGACUCGACAAGAGGCGCUGCGCUCCUUCGCGGUGGAGACGCUGUCCGGCCGCAAGUCCCUCAUUGCCGAGAAGGACGCGAACCGGCGGAAGCAGCGAGCCAUUGCGCAGGCCGUGCAAGGCGGCGCGGCCGACGUGCUGCACAGUGCCAUGCGGGCCGUUCAUCAGCAGCGUCACAGCUUUCUGCCGUACCUCCCUGCUGCACCGCUCGCACUCGUAAUGAGCAUUCACGACGAGCUCGUCUAUGCUGUUCCGCGGGUUGCGAUCGACGAGGUGGUGCGAGGAGUGCAGCGCAUCCUCGAGGACCAGGCGCGAGUGCUGCGGCUGGCCGUACCCCUGCCGGUGUCCGUGCGGGUCGGGAACUGUUUUGGCGAACUGGCUGAGUUCCGCUCCACAGGGGGCUGA
Messenger RNA from Leishmania major strain Friedlin, 3513 nucleotides. Its product is annotated as putative DNA polymerase theta. Gene Ontology annotation, molecular function: DNA-directed DNA polymerase activity; DNA binding. The coding region runs from base 1 to 3513 and encodes 1170 amino acids. NCBI's taxonomy places the organism in Eukaryota, Euglenozoa, Kinetoplastea, Trypanosomatida, Trypanosomatidae. The transcript has a single exon. The record is from RefSeq and is a predicted model, not a curated record. Gene Ontology annotation, biological process: DNA-templated DNA replication; double-strand break repair.